GAUGGAGCAGCAGCGUUGGGAGGGAAUUAGGGGAGAGCUGGGGGACUCAUUUCCAGCUUCCAGGGGCAGCCAGGUACAGGGGGCCUGUGGUACUGUUGUGGGGGUCCUAGUGGUGCUAGUGUGAGAGUCUAGGUGGUCCCAGCAGGGGGAUCCUGGAGGUACUGGUGUGGGGGUCCUGGUCAUCCUGGCAGGAGGGUCCCAGUGAUCCCAUCAUGGGGGUCUCAGUGUGAUCCCAGCACGAGGAUCCCAGUGGUACCAGUGUGGGGGUCCAACCUUCCUGACAGGAGAGGUCCUGGUGGUUUUGGUAUGGAGGUCCCAGUGAUACCAGUGUGGGGGUCCUGGUGGUGCUGGUGUGGGAGUCCUGGGGGUCUCAGUGAUCCCACCUGGGGAAUCCUGAUAGUAUUGAUAUGGAGAUUCCAGUGGUACCAGUGGGGGGGUCCUGGUAGUUUCGGUAUGGAGGUCCCAGUAAUCCAGUGUGGGGUGCCUGGUGAUCCUGGUAUGGAGUCCUGGUGGCACUGCCGGAGCGUCCUGGUGGUACUGGUGGGGGCUUUCCCGGCUCCGGGGUGGGGUGGGGGGCUGUUUCCCAUUGCCAUCCUCCUCGGGGGAUGUCGCAAGGGGGGUCCUGUCUCCGAGGGGCCCCUUCCCACCGCGGUGUAGGAUGCGGGAUGUCCCGAGACGGGGGUUCCCGUGGGGCGGCGGGGCCGGGCCCGUCGGUCCCUCCCCGGGGCCGGGCUCUUCCAGGGGAAGAGGAAGUGCGGAUCCCCGCCCCGCUCCGCCGCAGGGUGGGCAGCAGGGGCGGGUGGGCCCGGAGCGGGACCGGGGCGGUCCCGGGGCGGGGGGUUCGCUGGCCAUGACUCAGAGGCAGCUGAGCGGGGCGGGGACUGUGGGGAAAUAGGAGGUCUGGAAAGUAUUUUGCCAGCCCGGUGCUGGGAAGAGCCGCGUGUGACCGGAGCGGGUCGGUUUCCCACGGCCACAGCAAAGCGACACCGCGGUGCCGCCGCCGCCGCCUCCGGGACCCCCGGGGUGACGCCUGGGGUGACCCCCCCCUGCCCUGGUGUUCUCCUUCCCAACCCUCACCCCCCCUGUCUCUCAGUCCCCCAUUCCCAUCCCAUCCCAUUCCCUGUUGUACCGUUCCAUCCCAUCCCCAGGCGGGUGCCCUGACGCCUCCGCACCCCGAGCCGGAUUGGGGGUCUCUGGGGGUCUGGGGAGGCCAUGGGGUCCCUGUUCCGCAGCGAGGAGGUUUGCCUGGCCCAGCUCUUCCUCCAGUCCGCCUCUGCCUACAGCUGCAUCAGCGAGCUGGGGGAGCGCGGGCUGCUGGAGUUCAGGGAUCUGAACCCCAAAGUGAGCCCCUUCCAGCGGCGCUUCGUGGGCGAGGUGCGGCGCUGUGAGGACAUGGAGAAAACCUUCACCUUCCUGCAGCAGGAGCUGCGGGGCGCGGGGCGGGUGCUGGGGCCGUGCCCCGAGAGCCCGCGGGCGCCGCUGGCGCGGGAAGCGCUGCGGGUGCAGGAGCAGUCGGAGCAGCUGGCGCAGGAGCUGCGGGAGGUCACCCGGAAUCGCUCGUCCCUGCGCGGGCGCCUGCGGGACCUGCGGCAGUACCUGCAUGUGCUGCGGGAGGGACAGCGCUUCACCAGCCUGCCGGCCCCCCUGGGCUCUCCGCCGCGGCCACGGGCGCUCUCGGACCGAGAGCCCAUCCUCGACCCCUCCCUGCACCAGCACCUCGAGCGCAAGAUCAACUUCGUGGCUGGUGUCAUCCACCCCUGGCGAGUGACCGCCUUCGAGCGGCUGCUGUGGCGUGCCUGCCGCGGGUACCUGGUGACCUCCUUCGUGGAGAUGCCCGAGCCCAUGGAGGACCCGGCCACGGGCGAGAGUGUCACCUGGGUCAUCUUCCUCAUCUCCUACUGGGGCGAGCAGAUCGGGCAGAAGAUCCGCAAGAUCUCGGACUGCUUUCACUGCCAGGUGUAUCCAUACCCGGAGAGCGAAGCCAGCCGGGAGGACACCAUCACCGGGCUGCACAGCCAGAUCCAGGAUCUCAGCGUGGUGCUGGAGGAGACGGAGCAGUACCUGGCACAGGUUCUGGACAAGGUGGCGCUGGCGCUGCCCGCCUGGCGCGUGCAGGUGCAGAAGAUGAAGGCCAUCUACCUCAUCCUCAACCAGUGCAGCUUCGAUGUCACUGAGAAGUGCCUCAUUGCUGAGGUCUGGUGCCCCGUGAGGGACCUCACCCAAGUGCAGGAUGCCCUGCGCCAGGGAUCGUACCAGAGUGGCUCCAGCGUGGAGUGCUUCGUGCAGCGCGUCCCCACCUCAGAGAGCCCCCCCACCCUCAUCCGCACCAACAAGUUCACCGCCGGCUUCCAGAGCAUCGUGGACGCCUACGGGGUGGCCAGUUACCAGGAGGUGAACCCUGCGCCCUACGCCAUCAUCACCUUCCCCUUCAUCUUUGCCAUCAUGUUUGGGGAUGUGGGGCACGGGCUGCUCAUGUUCCUCUUCGCCCUCUGGAUGGUGCUGUACGAGGACAGCCCCCGCCUGCGGCAGGGCACCAACGAGAUCUGGCUGACAUUCUUCGAGGGGCGUUACCUCAUUCUGCUCAUGGGUGCCUUCUCCAUCUACACCGGCUUCAUCUACAACGAGUGCUUCAGCAAAGCCACCGUCAUCUUCCCCUCCGCCUGGAGCGUGGCCACCAUGGCCAACCACUCCUCCUGGAGCUCUGCCUACCUCGCCACCCACCCCUCCCUCACGUUGGACCCCAAUGUCACCGGUGUCUUCCGAGGGCCGUAUCCAUUUGGGAUCGACCCGAUCUGGAGCUUGGCCACCAACCAUCUCAACUUCCUCAACUCCUUCAAGAUGAAGAUGUCAGUGGUGCUGGGCAUCGUGCACAUGGGCUUUGGCGUCAUGUUGGGGGUCUUCAACCACCUGCACUUCAAGCAGCGGCACCGGCUGGUCCUGGAGUUCCUCCCGGAGAUGAUUUUCCUCCUGGCUCUUUUUGGCUACUUGGUCUUCCUCAUCUUCUACAAGUGGCUCAAGUACAGCGCUGCCGACUCCCAGGUGGCCCCCAGCAUCCUCAUCCACUUCAUCGACAUGUUCCUCUUCACCUCCAAUGUCGAGAACCUCCCGCUCUACCAGGGGCAGGUGCCGGUGCAGACGGUGCUGGUGGUGCUGGCUCUGGCAUCGGUGCCCGUCCUGCUCCUGGGGACGCCGCUGUACCUGUGGUGCCGGCAGCGCGCCUCGAGUAGGCCGGUGGCUACGGGAGAGCAGGAACCACUGCUGGAUGGGCAGGAGGCCGGGAACUCUGUCAACGCCACCAAGGAGGACGUGGAGAGCGGGGGGCACAGCCCUGACGCCAAGCACUUGGACUUCUCCGAAAUCUUCAUGCACCAGGCGAUCCACACCAUCGAGUACUGCCUGGGCUGCGUCUCCAACACCGCGUCCUACCUGCGGCUCUGGGCGCUCAGCCUGGCGCACGCCCAGCUCUCGGAGGUCCUGUGGACCAUGGUGAUGCGGAACGGCUUCGUGGGGCUGAGCUACGUGGGCGGGGUGGUGCUGGUGCCCGUGUUCGCCGCCUUCGCCGUGCUGACCGUGGCCAUCCUGCUGGUGAUGGAGGGGCUCUCCGCCUUCCUCCACGCCCUGCGCCUGCACUGGGUGGAGUUCCAGAAUAAGUUCUACGUGGGUGCCGGGUACAAGCUGUGCCCCUUCGCCUUCGCACCAGACACCUGGGACUAGCCGUGCUGAGGGAAUGUCGGGGGCUCGGAACAUCUGCGGCACCCCAAAUUCCCCCCUGCUGGACCCCCAGAGCCGAGGGGCAGUGGGGUCUGGCUGCAGCAUCCCCCUGUCCCCUCCUUGGCAGUGAAUAAAGCUGUCCCCAUGGCUUC
This is a messenger RNA of Pseudopipra pipra, 3863 nucleotides long. It is a transcript of the gene TCIRG1, whose product is annotated as T cell immune regulator 1, ATPase H+ transporting V0 subunit a3. Gene Ontology annotation, molecular function: proton-transporting ATPase activity, rotational mechanism; ATPase binding. Gene Ontology annotation, cellular component: vacuolar proton-transporting V-type ATPase, V0 domain; vacuolar proton-transporting V-type ATPase complex; plasma membrane. The transcript is spliced from 19 exons. Gene Ontology annotation, biological process: proton transmembrane transport; vacuolar acidification. The record is from RefSeq and is a predicted model, not a curated record. NCBI's taxonomy places the organism in Eukaryota, Metazoa, Chordata, Aves, Passeriformes, Pipridae. The coding region runs from base 1213 to 3714 and encodes 833 amino acids.